AUGGAGAACGAUCUAGAUAGCCGUGGGAGCACUCUGGAGCAUGAAUGCGUCAUUGAUGACAUGUGGUUCAUCAGGUUAUUAAUGAGCCGAGAGGGGGCUGGUGAUGCCUACGAUGAUGCCUCGGUGGUGGCAUACGUCGACGACGUCGAGUUGACGGAGCGCCCGGUGACGAAUUCCCUGGGGAUGAGGUCACCGAACUCAGGUAAUGCCCGAUCUUUGGCUCUUUUGGAGACAGAUAAUGCGUUCAACCCACCGCCCACGUACGGUCCAGAGGUGGACGACCUGGAGCCGGCGGGGAAGAGGGGUCUGGGUGAUGACGACAGGGGGAUUGAUGACGGACUCUUGCCCGGGAGGCCGUUCACCCCGAGACCCUCCAACGGCGUCCCCCCUCAGAGCCCGUUCGACGUCAAUGUCUAUCAGCAGAAGAAGACACUGGCCCAGGGCAUGAUGGACCUGGCCCUCAUAUCAGCUAACGCCAAUCAACUGAGAUACGUCCUCGGGUCGAAGAGUCAUCCGUUUUAUCUGGCCUCUCUCGUCAUGAUUUGCAUGAGUCUCGCGCUGCAGAUCGCGGUGGGGAUCGGACUCAUUUGGAAUAGCAGAUAUGACGUCAAGGAGGAUGAUCAGGUCAUCAGGGCGAAUAGGGCCAACAACUGGACCGUCAUCGGGGUUUUUCUCGUUACUAUUCUCAAUGUUUUUAUAUCGUCGUUCGGGGUCAUUGAUCCGCCCGAUGUUAUCACCAUUCCCCUGAAGAACGCCAGUGAUGGUGACGGGGGAAUCGAACCGCUCAAUCGAAUAGGGUAUUUAAACGGAUCGAUUUCAUGAGUCGAAAUG
This is a messenger RNA of Diachasma alloeum, 831 nucleotides long. Its product is annotated as ninjurin-1. Gene Ontology annotation, biological process: tissue regeneration; cell adhesion. The transcript is spliced from 2 exons. The coding region runs from base 1 to 822 and encodes 273 amino acids. Lineage: Eukaryota; Metazoa; Arthropoda; Insecta; Hymenoptera; Braconidae. The record is from RefSeq and is a predicted model, not a curated record. Gene Ontology annotation, cellular component: membrane.